Suillus fuscotomentosus is the source of this 1269-nucleotide messenger RNA. RefSeq lists its product as uncharacterized. The coding region runs from base 1 to 1269 and encodes 422 amino acids. The transcript is spliced from 5 exons. Lineage: Eukaryota; Fungi; Basidiomycota; Agaricomycetes; Boletales; Suillaceae. Gene Ontology annotation, molecular function: DNA binding. The record is from RefSeq and is a predicted model, not a curated record.
AUGUCGGCAUCCUUGCCAACAGGUGCAAGCCCACCCAACAUCGGCUCACUUUUUGACUCAGUACUCCAUCAUCCAUUGCUUGCUGACCUUCCAUUCAACAGCUUCACCUCCUUCCUUUGCCGCACCAAGAUCCUCAAGGAGGAUAUCCUGCAGCCUCAGCCACACCACGUCUCCAUCUUCUGUGCCCCUCCUUUUCUUCCAGCAAGUGUCACUGGCUUCCUUGCAGCCUCUUUGGACAUGCCACCAGAGACAGUCAAAGUCCUAUGGUCCUUGGUGAAGGACAUCAUGUGGGAGCUCCCGAGUAGCGCUGAGGCAAGCGCAGAUGACGAGACUGCAUUCAGGAUUUAUGGCCAUGAGCUAGGACUUACAAAACACACACUAUACCCUCCCAUCAAGAUUUGCGCCAACCACGAGUGUGCGGCAUGGCAGUGCAGAUCAUUGCUGAAGAAGGAGGAGCCACACCAUAUCGUCUUGUUCACUCACAGCGAGGGUGCGAAGCCUGGCUGGACGAUACACCUGAAGUGCCGAGAGUGCAAUACCAACUACCAGGCCAACUAUAGCGUCGCCGAUCAUCAGUUCAUUGAGCUGCAACUUGCCAUGCACUGGAUGGAUCUGAUGCAGAUCGCUGUAUUGGCGACGAACUGCGCCAACCUAUACACAAUUGCCCAGACUUGUCAUGACCUUGGCGACAGUGAUGAUCACUGGCAGUUCGGCAAUGCUCUGACGACAGAGCAAGUCUGGGAUUGCUUCACGCUUCUCGCCCUGCUUGACGAUCACCAACGACGCAACAAAUCACUCAUUGUUCCUCACGAUGGUGACCAGAAAAAUUGUUUCACAGGUGCCAUGUAUGCAUGCAACACUCGGAUCGUGCAUCAAGGACAGAACGAGCUCCCUCAUGCUUGUCUCGGGUGCAUGCACAUCUUCAAGUCACCAGAUGGUGGCCUGCACCGCACUGAGGUCAUUGUUACCAAUGGCGUGACUGUUGGACACCCUUGUUGCGCUAUUCCAUGGUGCAAAAACCCUCUCGACAACAACCAGCUUCGAUUCUGUGCUGAGCACCAUCACCUUGAGGCUGUCUGUGCUGUCAACAGCUGUGGUCAACUGGUCGUGGUUGAUAUUGAGACCGGACGAAAGUGCAAGGCAUGUGAUGACCCAGUCCAUCUCCACAUGGAAGCUGUCAACAUUGACUCGUCAUGCCACGGAAAGAGCAAGACUCAACAUCAGAAGCUCUCCAAGUUAAACAAUGCUAUCACUGUCCACCUCCCGUGA